GUCCGCGCGGGGCAGCGACUGAGACGCGGGUGCUGAACCGGGAGGUGGCACUGGUCAAGGCGUGCGGCGGCCAGCGAUGAAGCCGCCUAUUUCAAUACAAGCAAGUGAGUUUGACUCCUCAGAUGAAGAGCCUAUUGAAGAUGAACAGACUCCAAUUCAGAUAUCAUGGCUACCUCUGUCACAAGUGAAUUGUUCUCAGUUUCUUGGUUUAUGUGCUCUGCCAGGUUGUAAAUUUAAAGAUGUUAGAAGAAAUAUUCAAAAAGAUACAGAAGAACUAAAGAGCUAUGGUAUACAAGACAUAUUUGUUUUCUGCACCAGAGGGGAACUGUCAAAAUAUAGAGUCCCAAACCUCCUGGACCUCUACCAGCAGUAUGGAAUUACAACUCAUCACCAUCCAAUCCCAGAUGGAGGGACUCCUGACAUAGCCAGCUGCUGUGAUAUAAUGGAGGAGCUUGCAAUCUGUCUCAAGAAUAACCGAAAAACCUUAAUACACUGUUAUGGAGGACUUGGGAGAUCUUGUCUUGUAGCUGCUUGUCUCCUUCUAUACCUAUCUGACACUGUGUCACCUCAGCAAGCCAUAGACAGCCUGAGAGAUGUAAGAGGAUCUGGGGCAAUACAAACCAUAAAGCAAUAUAAUUAUCUUCAUGACUUCCGGGAUAAACUAGCUGCAUAUCUAUCAUCAAGAGAUUCACUAUCAAGAUCUGUGUCAAGAUAAAGAGUUUCAAAUAGCAUAUAUGUAUAUGUGACCAUGUCUGAAAUUUGAGUUCUCUAGCAUCAUUUGUGUUGAAACCAAACUACCAGUGUUAUCCACUUCAAUGUAAAUGUAUAUAUGCAGAUAUCCCUAAAGCCUUUAUUGACAAAAUUGUCUCUUUCACUCAUAACACACAGACAGAAAAUUUGGUAUAGUUUUCCUUUUAGAAAUAUACUGGCUGCUCUGGUAUAUUUUACCUAUGCUGGGAAAAAAAUACAUGCAAAUUUGUAUUAUUUAUA
Marmota flaviventris (yellow-bellied marmot) is the source of this 990-nucleotide messenger RNA. It is a transcript of the gene Cdkn3, whose product is annotated as cyclin dependent kinase inhibitor 3. The record is from RefSeq and is a predicted model, not a curated record. Gene Ontology annotation, biological process: protein dephosphorylation. Lineage: Eukaryota; Metazoa; Chordata; Mammalia; Rodentia; Sciuridae. Gene Ontology annotation, molecular function: protein tyrosine phosphatase activity.